Molecule: messenger RNA, 1449 nt
Organism: Pieris macdunnoughi
Lineage: Eukaryota; Metazoa; Arthropoda; Insecta; Lepidoptera; Pieridae
Source: the annotation of a GenBank genome assembly
AUGGGACACGGCGAGAAAAAAGGCACUAUAAUUCUUGACAAUUUCAAUUCGACUACCAACCUCACAUCCAACCCUGGUUUCCAGUCCACGUUAACUUUGGGAUCAAAAGAUGCUAUUAACGAAAAGGCUUAUAAUCCCUUUGAGCACAGAAAAGUCGAACAUCCAAAUUCCACAAUUGGUUCCCUGGCUCACCUUUUGAAAUCCUCACUCGGCUCGGGGAUCUUGGCUAUGCCGGCUGCCUUCAGGAAUGCUGGAUUGGCUGGUGGGGCCUUUGGAACGAUUGUCGUUGGAUUUAUUUGCACGCAUUGCGUUUAUGUACUCGUAAAAACAUCACAAGAAGUAUGUGUAGAAGCAAAGAGGCCUUCAAUGGGUUUUGCGGAGACUUGUGGAGCAGCCUUCGAGUUUGGUCCUAAAAGAUUAAGACCGUGGGCGAAUUUUGUUCGAAUCUUCAUAGACUGGGCUUUGACCUGCACAUAUUUAGCCGCACUCAGUGUUUAUAUUGUAUUUAUUGCAGAGAAUUUUAAAGAGGUACUCGACGCGUACAUACCGGAGUACAAGUUAUCUGUGGAAACCUACUGCGCUCUUACUCUAUUACCUCUGGUGCUUAUUUGUCAAAUUCGAAAUUUAAAGUGGCUGGUGCCCUUUUCAGCGAUCGCCAACGUUUUUCUCGUCAUCUGUUUCGCGAUAACUAUGUACUAUAUAUUUACCGAUUUACCUAGCCCCGUGGAAAGGGAAAUGGUUGCUAGUGUUUCUCAAUGGCCUUUGUUUAUAAGUACAGUGAUCUUCGCGAUGGAAGGCAUCGGUGUCGUGAUGCCAGUUGAAAAUGAGAUGGCUAAACCAGAGCAAUUUCUGGGAUGCCCUGGAGUCCUCAAUGUGGCUAUGACAGUCGUGAUCGGCUUGUAUGGUAUUGUCGGAUUCUUUGGAUACAUGAAGUUUGGUGAUGAAGUGAGAGGAAGUGUCACUUUGAAUUUACCUCAGGAUGAAAUGCUCGCACAAAGUGCGAAAAUUCUCAUGGCGUUAGCUAUUCUGUUCACAUACAGCUUGCAGUUCUACGUACCUAUGGAAAUGAUUUGGCGGCAACUCCAUCAUAAAAUUGCUGUCAAAUUCCAUAACAUCACACAGAUUAGCAUACGCACUAUUUGCGUCAUUGGAUCAGUCGCUCUCGCCGCAGCAUUCCCAGAUCUAGAAUUAUUCAUCAACCUAUGUGGAGCCAUCUUCCUCUCAACACUCGGUCUUUUAACACCAGCCAUAGUAGACAGCGUUCAUAAAUGGGAGCGUGGACUUGGUAUCUUCAAAUGGAUUCUUAUAAAGAACAUUGGUAUCGCUUUACUUUCACUGGUGGCAUUAUUCGCAGGGUCAUACUCCUCUAUCCAUGCUAUGGUGGUAAAGUUCAGUACUGUAGAAGCGAUGAACGGAACAGUUAGUUUUAACGAUACUUUGACAGUAUGA